This is a messenger RNA of Pristis pectinata (smalltooth sawfish), 2180 nucleotides long. It is a transcript of the gene pnpla3, whose product is annotated as patatin-like phospholipase domain containing 3. NCBI's taxonomy places the organism in Eukaryota, Metazoa, Chordata, Chondrichthyes, Rhinopristiformes, Pristidae. Gene Ontology annotation, cellular component: cytoplasm; membrane; lipid droplet. Gene Ontology annotation, molecular function: triacylglycerol lipase activity. Gene Ontology annotation, biological process: triglyceride catabolic process; lipid homeostasis; positive regulation of triglyceride catabolic process. The transcript is spliced from 9 exons. The record is from RefSeq and is a predicted model, not a curated record. Bases 140 to 1651 code for a protein of 503 amino acids.
ACCAGCUUUCUCCUCCACCGAGACUUCAGUGCAGUUGAAAACAUGUUAUCGCGCUUCUCUUGACCUGUGCUCUGUUCACUGCAACGUUCAAGCUUUUGGGAGUUCCCCUCCUCGUUUAAGCCUGUUUUCGUUGUGCGAAAUGUUUAAUCUGGAAGGGGGCUGGAACAUUUCUUUCGCCGGUUGUGGGUUCCUCGGUGUUUACCACAUCGGGGUGGCGAGCUGUAUCCAGGAACAGGCUCCUUACCUGAUCCGGGAUGCCAACAAGAUUUACGGGGCGUCCGCCGGAGCGCUCACAGCCGCCGCGGUAGUUUGCGGGGCGCCGCUAGAUAAAUGUUGUGCCGAUGUUAUGGAAGUGGCUAAAGAAGCCAGAAAAAGAAACCUAGGACCCCUACACCCAUCCUUCAACCUGGUGAAAAUAAUAAGGAAUGGACUCUUCAAGAAUCUUCCAGAAGAUGCACAUCAGUUAGCCACAGGCAGGCUCUGUAUUUCUCUUACUCGAGUAUCUGAUGGUGAGAAUGUGCUGUUGUCAGACUUCAACUCCAAGGAAGAACUCAUCCAGGCUCUGAUCUGCAGUGCAUUUGUUCCAAUUUACUGUGGACUCAUUCCACCAUCUUUUCGAGGAGUGCGUUAUGUAGAUGGAGGGAUCAGCAACAACCUGCCUCAAUAUGAAUUGAAGAAUACAAUAACUGUGUCUCCAUUCUCUGGAGAAAGUGAUAUCUGUCCUCGAGAUAACACCAGCAACUUCCACGAACUGCGAGUCACCAACACCAGCAUCCAGUUCAGCUUGGGAAACCUGUACCGACUGACUCAAGCACUUUUCCCUCCUGAACCAAAGGUGCUUGGAGAAAUGUGUCAUCAGGGUUAUAGAGAUGCACUCAGAUUCCUCAGAAGAAAUAAUCUGCACAAAAUUCCAAUCCUUCUAGAUCAUUUGACCUCUGUAGCAUCAGUGACAGUGGUAGACACACUCUCCGAGAAUUGGGACUCGUGUAACAGUGGGAUCCCGUUAUCAUUAGAGAAGGCAGUGAUGGCUGUAGACAAAUCUUCAACAGUAUAUUCCAAAUCUAACAACAAGGCACUGCAGAUAAAGCAUUGGUCAACGGCGCUGGAUGAGAGAAUAAUAGAAAAUCUACCUCCAAGAAUUUGUAAUGCAUUGUAUGAAGCUUGUAAAGAGAAACGUGGCCUCUAUGCACAGCUUAGUAAGCUCUUCCUGGUUAGAAUGGCAUCCUAUGCAAUGCUACCUUACACACUACCAUUGGAGUCUGCCUAUUCUUUUGGCUGUAGAUUGCUGGAGUGGCUUCCUGAUGUCCCAGAAGAUGUUUGUUGGAUGCGUGAACAAUUGGGCAUUAUUGGUGGUGUAAUUUAUCAUCGAGCAACAAAACAGUUUGGACUUCAGCGUCACUGUAGUGCUCAAACAAGUGUUCCUCUGAGAAAAUGCAGUAGUCUUCCAUCACACACAAACCAAUACCAAGCCUACCUCACCUCUCAUGUCUCAUCUGUGGACCUUAACUCAUGGCAUUCUGAGUUCCCCAGUUCUCCAGAAAAAACAUUACAAGAGUCUGCUGUUUUACCAGAGCAGAGUCUGGUGACUUCUGACAGCAACAUGCAUUUCUUCACCAGCUCGGAUAAUUCACCAAAUGUUAAUGGUGUCUAGUUUGGGCUUCAGGAUGAAUGCUGCAAAGCUGCUCCAUGGACCAAUGAAAUGAAAAGCUGUACAAGUGCCGCCUUUUACACAGUGGCGAGAUCUUUACUCAUCCAUAGGAAACCUAGAUCAUCUGCUCUUAAAUUAAUAACAUUAAAGCCACUUGUAAACAUGAUUACGUAGCUCACUUUUCCCAUUAAUGAACUGACUUGUGGAUCUUAAUGCACAGGCUGCCUAUUAUGCCAGGCAGAUUUGUGUUUGAAUCCAAUGAAGUGAAAUCCAGUGAAGUGAAAUUAGUUUCCAUCACAUCAUUGAUCAGCACCAAACUAUUUAUGGUUUAUCAACCUGGAUUGGUAUUUACCAUUUUUAAAAAGUAUUUGUACUUUGAUGUCUUCUAAAUUAUUUAUGUAUUGUAGAAUCUUCUGGAAAUUACAUUUUAAUGUUGAUCCAACAUGUUCAAGGGAGAGAGAAAACAUGACUGACACUCCCAUGCAUUCCUAUCAUUUUAAUUUGUCUGUAAAUCCAAUUUGUAUUUGUUAAU